Messenger RNA from Zophobas morio, 3413 nucleotides. RefSeq names its product mucin-2-like. The coding region runs from base 122 to 2089 and encodes 655 amino acids. The transcript is spliced from 26 exons. Lineage: Eukaryota; Metazoa; Arthropoda; Insecta; Coleoptera; Tenebrionidae. The record is from RefSeq and is a predicted model, not a curated record.
UCAAAUGUGCACAAAUAUUGCAACAAGUCCAUAUUUUAGACGUGCAUUUUUUCGUAGUGAUUCCCCACUUGUCUUGAUAUUUAAAGGUAUAUCGUAACUUCACUCUGCAUAAAUUUAAAAAAUGAAACCGAGCGUAGUAUUAAUGUUUUUAUAUGGGUUUGUACCCCAGAUAUUGACUCAGUCGACGAAUGAUCCCACCAUCAACACCAAUACUACUUUAAAUGGAACUGCAAAUGAUAAUACAACUGUCUCGACCCACAACACCUCGAAUUUAACGACAACUUCUACGCCAACAAAUAGUACCACUUUAAGAACAACUAAAUUAACCACCAUGGUUCCAAGUACGACAUUUUUCAUGAACGAUACUACUUUUGGCGUGGCGGAAACUAAUGAUAUAACGUCAACAAUUUUAGAAACAACAUUGACGACAAACAACAUCUCAGAAUUCACAACAGCUUCCACAGCAACUAUUAGUACUACUGCAACCGAAUUCACUAAAGGUACCACAACCAUGGUUCCAACUACGACAUUUUCUGCAAAUGAUACUAUUUUUACUGUAACGGAAACUGAUAAUACAACGUCAACAAUUUUAGAAACAACAUUGACGACAAACAACAUCUCAGAAUUAACAACAGCUUCCACAGCAACUAUUAGUACUACUGCAACCGAAUUCACUAAAGGUACCACAACCAUGGUUCCAACUACGACAUUUUCUGCAAAUGAUACUAUUUUUACUGUAACGGAAACUGAUGAAACAACGCUUGCAGUUGUAGAAACAACAUUGACGACAAACAACACUUCAGAAUUAACGAUAUCUUCCACGCCAAUAAAUAGUAUUACUACAAAUGGAACUGCAAACGAAACCACUAAAGGUACUACCGUCCUUCCAAGUACGACAUUUUCUACAAACAAUACUACUUUUGACAUGGCGGAAACUGAGGAUACAACAUUAACGAUUGUAGAAACAAUAGUGCCGACAAACAACAUCUCAGAAUUAUCGACAGUUUCCACGGCCACAAUUAGUACUACUUCCAAUGGAACUACAACCGAAACCAUUAAAGAUACCAUCACCAUGGUACCAAUUACGACGUUUUCUGUAAAUGAUACUGCUUUUAAUGUGACGGAAGCUGUUGUAGAAACAACAGUAUCAACAAACAACGUUUCAGAAUUAACGACAGUCUCUACACCAAUCAAUAGUACUACUUCAAAUGGAACUGCAAACGUAACUACCAUGGUUCCGAGUACGCCAUCUUCCAUAAACGAUAAUACUUUUGACGUGGCAGAAACUGAUGAUACAACGCCAACAAUUGUGGAAACAACAGUGCCGGCAAACAACAUCUCAGAAUUAACAACAAUUUCCUCAACCACAAUUAGUACUACUUCCAAUGGAACUGCAACCGGUACCAUCACCAUGCUUCCAACUACGACGUUUUCUGUAAAUGAUACUACUUUUAACGUGGCGGAAACUGAUGAUACAACACCAACAAUUGUAGAAACAACAGUGCCGACAAACAACAUCUCUGAAAUAACGACAGCUUCCUCUGCAAUAAAUAGUACUACUUACAAUGGAACUACAACCGGAACCACUAAAGUAACCACCAUACUUCCAACUACGAUAUUAUCUGGGAAUGAUACUACUUUUAUUGUGACAGAAACUGAUGAUACAACGCUUCCAGCUGUAGAAACAACAGUGUCGACAAACAACGUUUCAGAAUUAACGACAGCCUCUACGCCAAUUAAUAGUACUACUUCAAAUGGAACUGCAAACGAAACCACUAAAGUAAUCACUAUGGUUCCGAGUACGCCAUCUUCCAUAAACGAUAAUACUUUUGACGUGGUGGAAACUGAUGAUACGACGCCAACAAUUGUGGAAACAAAAGUGCCGACGAACAACAUCUCACAAUUAACGACAACUUCCACGCCAAUAAAUAGUACUACUUCCAAUGGAACUACAACCGGUUGUGAAACUUGUGCGGAGUCGUCCACACCUCUAACAACACCUGCAUCGAGUGGUGAUAGUGCAAGACGAAUGUCUUUUUAUUUCACAAUGUUUAUAGCUUGCAUCUUUUGUGUAUUAUUAGUGGCGUGAUUUAUGUUUAAAUUAAUUCUUUUGAGUUAACUGCAAUUUAAUUAACCAUAACGAACCGCAGUCAACAAUAAAUAAUAAUUACAUAAAAGACUGGUAUUCGGUUGUACUAAAAAUAGGUUGUAAGUAGUACUUAAUUAUAAUAGUAAUUUCAAUUAAUUGUAGUUCAAUAAUUAUAUUUUAACUUUUUUACUGUCAUUAAAUUCUCCGUAGAUAAUUAUUUUAAGUCGUAAACAAUGAACUCAUUUCUUCCUAAUUGUCAUGUAAUUGAACAACAUACAAAGAGGAAAAAGAAAACCCCAAAAUUGAUUACGAAAUACAUAUCAUACAAAAAUGUUAAAAUUGGAUUUUUAUUUCAUUCUUCAAAAUCUGAUAACGUUAACUUUAUGCGUCAUGUGUAAAACCACUGUCAUUUCCAAAAGUAAUCUACAAUAUAUUAUUAUUAAUAAAUAUACACCUGGCGUAAAUCUAUAAUGGUUUUAUUUAGGUAGAAAAGUACCGUGACUAAACAAAUCGUAUUUUUUUCAAACAUCGUAUAUUUGGAGCCGGAGCAUCACAGACAACAACAUUAAAAAUUUCGAAAAUGGGUUAUGCGCAAGAAACUUGCAUUUAUAAUCAUCGACAAAAAUAUUCCCGUCCCUGUUUAGACAAGAAUAUCAAACAAUUUAAUGAAUAAUCAGAGCAAACAUGAAAACAAUGACCUGAGUUUUGCCUUAUCAAAAGUGCAAACAUACACCUCAUAACAAUGAAAUCAAAUCUCCAAAAAUAAUUCGUACGCAGUUGCAAUAAGGAAAAUUGACUCAACCUCUAGAUAUUCAAAUAUUUAUUUUUAUUUGUGAUUCAUUUGUUCCUUUUUUUCAGUAGCUUAUGUAUAAAUAGGAGCUAACAGUAGUGACUUGCCUUAGCAACUCAAUACGCACCAUGAAGAUCGUCUUCUUGGCAGCGAUUUUGGUAGAAUGGACAUACUGCGUGGGAGCGCAAAAUCAGACAAUCUUUGUAGAUGUUACAGGGGGUACCACGGCAAUGGCAGAAAUGACUUCAACGACUUCGGUUAAUGUUGAUUUUACGAGUACAGUAGUAAGUAAUGUAACUGAUAAUUAUAUAGUAAUGACAACAAACGCGGAUGAAUUAAAUAACAAUCCAAGUUUAAAUACCAGUCCAACUACUUACAAAGAUAUCGAUUCUAGUACUACUACAACAGAUCCAAUCACGACAGUAGAGCCGCUGAGCGGAGGAACUGUUCUCUACGCAAGUCGAUAUGUGUUGAUUCUAUUACCAAUUUUGUUUCUAAUGUAGUUCUAAAUAUAGACACUUUUAAAAAAUCGAA